UGAGAGAUAGAAGAAGCAGACACGAAGCUCUCAAAACAAAACACACACAAAAAAUGGCGACAACACAUCUACGCAUCACGACCCCUUUCCCAUCUCAACCCUUUCUCCAAACCCUUAAGCCACACGCUUCAAAGCUCUUCACCGUCCGCGCCACCGACGUGGAAUCAACCGAAGACACUCAACCCGACUCAUCAUCAGACACAACCCAAACCGAAACUUCCGACGAGUUCGAGUCACGUCUCUCGAACAUCCGUCUCCGUUACCGAAGCGGGACUGGGAAGAAAGCAGAGGCGAGGAAGUCCAAGAAAGGCUCAGUGGGGCCCGCGUCGAAAACCUCGGGGAUUUACUUGCCGCCGGUGAGUUUAAAGGAACCUGUUUCGGGUGGGUUGAAAGUGGAGUUAGGGUUUAGUCGUUAUACUGAGAGGCUUAAUGGGAGGAUGGCUGGGUUAGGGCUUGUGGCGUUGCUUUUGGUUGAGUUGGCUACGGGGAAGAGUGUGGUGAAUUAUCAUACGCCUUCUGUUGUGUGGCUUCAGGUUUAUUUUAUGUUGGCUGUUUCUGCUAUGUUUGUUAAGAUUGAGAAGGAGAAGGUUAGUGUUUGGCCUAAGGAUUGAAAAGAAAAGGUUGGUUUUGUGAUUGAAAGUGUGUAUGGUUUUGUAACUUUUGAAGUAUUGUAUGUAAUGUAUAUUCACGGGAGCUUUAAGAUUGUUGUGGAAUACAAAGAUAUUAAAGAAUCGGAGUGUGUUUGUUGUUUUUGUUGAUGUUCUAAGUGAUGUUUUGUUCUGUUGAGUCGUGUUCAGUUGAAACUUGAGAUGAGAUGGAUGCGAAGUUGUAGUCCUGAAGUUGUGUGACAGUAAGAAUGAGUAGCUGGUUUAUGAAGUGGAUGCAGUAAAAACCAGACGAUGCCAUUGCUUCAUAUUCAAAGUUGUAGUCCUGAAGUUGUGUGCCACUAAAAGAGUCCAGGUCAACUACGAAAUGUUGUAAUCCUUAACAUAUUGUUUAGGUUUGUUUUAGUUGGCGAAUAUUACAAAUAUUGACAGACUUUCUUCAGUCUUUGAUGUUAACACAUCGACGGCUUUGAAACAUCAUCCAACAAUAUCUCUCUCAAACUAGGAAUGGUCAGCGCAAGUUCAUGACUCAUUUGCUUCUUAUGUUAAAAUGUGAUACUAUUAAGCGUUGUCUCUUUGUUUUGAAAUUGGGCCUUUAUUGGGUCGUCUUUACUUUACUUGCACUGGAUGUGAUGAUGAUAAACACAUGUACUCAGAAUACCUGUGCCUAAGAAUGAGUGCCUAGUUUUUGUAGUGGAGGCAGUUAAAAUGAAUACGAUGCCAUUGCUUUCUUUAGACCUUUUUGGACAGGCGUAAGUUUCUGCUCUGAGCCAUCAAAUUAUCGGCAUGUGGAAACAUUCAUUGGCUCCAUUCUCCAGUGUAUGAGUUUCUUGGACUUCCUUGAAACUUACAGAACUAACUCUCUGGA
This is a messenger RNA of Eruca vesicaria subsp. sativa (arugula), 1473 nucleotides long. The record is from the annotation of a GenBank genome assembly. NCBI's taxonomy places the organism in Eukaryota, Viridiplantae, Streptophyta, Magnoliopsida, Brassicales, Brassicaceae.